Molecule: messenger RNA, 846 nt
Organism: Gaeumannomyces tritici R3-111a-1
Lineage: Eukaryota; Fungi; Ascomycota; Sordariomycetes; Magnaporthales; Magnaporthaceae
Exons: 3
Coding region: 207-458 (83 amino acids)
Source: RefSeq, a predicted model, not a curated record
GCCCAUUAACCGACCAUUGUCCCAUCGUCACCAAGCCUUGGGUCUUCUUUUUCCUGUGCAUGCAGCACUAGUAGACAUUGAUCGCCAAACAUACAACCAACCCAUCUAGCCUACAUAGCUGUUCUUUCGAGAGGCAGCUACUAUCUGCUACCAGUAGUAUCCAAUCUCGCAGUUUCCCGAGCCCACCCACCCCGACGCAGUAAAACAUGGACGCCUCCGGAACCAACCCGCCUAGGGAGCGAAGCUCGUCCACCUCGUCGGCAUCCACCGGCUCCGGCUCUCCCAUCACCCCUCGCCGUAACUCGGCCGGCCUCUUCGCCUCUCUCCAGGAGCAGAAACGAUCCAACGACCCUGCCUCCAUCGCCAGGAGGCAGAGCCUCCACGAGCAGCGACCGCCGCCCGGUUUCAUUGGCAAGCUGUGGAACAACUGGGUUUACGGCCCAUCGCCUCCCAAGUAAACAACAAGAGCAAGCGAGGACCAGCAAUGUCAACCAUGCCGGCCCUGGUUGUCCAUGGAGGGCUCGAACUGGGAGGGGCUAGGAGGAGGGCAAUACAUGACAACCAGUGGCAUGAGGGAUCCUAAAUCAUGUUUUGUGCCACCCAUGUUUGGGUUACAAUAUGCAGGCGGGGGACUCUGAUGAUAUGCGGAGGUGUGCUGAUCCAGGCAUGCCGUACAGUAUCCAGCGUGCCAGCUUCUCGUCUUGGGGUGGGGAAGGCUUGUCGCUGGGCACGCGGCAAUAUGGCAUUUUGAUGAUUUUGAUUUCUUUCUUUGCUUGUCAGAUAAUUAGCAAACACAAUUUGACCACGCCCAAACGCCCAAACGCGCCCACCCGUCCUACACACGAA